AUGAUCCCGACAUCAGUGACGCGCGGCGCCUCGCGCCUGCCGCUGACGACGAAGCGCGGCAACAAGGACUUUUACAAGGGCACGCGCCAGGCCGUCACCCCCGGUGCUGGACCCCGGACGGGCGCGCCCGGAAAGCACGUUAUCCGCGGAAAGGCAAAGUACAGGCUGCUCGAUAGCCGUGUGCGUGUGUUUGUUGGACCGGGAAUUGAGGCUAUUGAGUCGAGCUCGUAUCAACCCACGUCCUCCUCUCUCUCCCUUCGUCUUCUCCGCACCCCCAGCAGCUUAGGAGCUCGUCAAGCUAACCCCCAGCUCAAACCCUACGUCUCCUCCAAGGCGACCGUGCCGGAGCAGACUCUCCCUCCCUUCGGCCCGUGGCCCAAGACCUCGUCCGGCGUCGCCCCGCAGCAGCGCGACUUCAAGCACUUCUCCAAGGCAUACAAUGCGCUCUCGCCCGACGAGCGCAACGCCCUCAUCAUGCAGGCCCGUCGGGAAUGGUACGCCGCCCUCACCUCCACGGCCGUCGAGAAGGGACAGCAGGAGGCGCACACGCAGGAGGUCGAGGGCCAGGCGAAGCAGUAA
Molecule: messenger RNA, 579 nt
Organism: Trichosporon asahii var. asahii CBS 2479
Lineage: Eukaryota; Fungi; Basidiomycota; Tremellomycetes; Trichosporonales; Trichosporonaceae
Exons: 2
Coding region: 1-579 (192 amino acids)
Cellular component (GO): mitochondrial large ribosomal subunit
Molecular function (GO): structural constituent of ribosome
Source: RefSeq, a predicted model, not a curated record